AUGGCGGUGACAAACGGUACAAACGGCACAAACGGCACCCAUGGCCAUUUCAAGGCAAACCCGUCCCUCGUGGUGACUGCUGAUCACCAAAUCCGGAUGGAAGAAGCCCCCAUUCAUGAGCCUGGCCCAGGAGAGGUCCUCCUCCACAUCAAGGUCACUGGAAUCUGCGGUUCCGACGUCCAUUUCUGGAAGCACGGUCGCAUUGGUGACCUCACCAUUGACGGCGAUUGCAUCCUCGGCCACGAGCCUGCUGGCGUUAUCUUGAAGAAGGGCGCCGACGUCACCCAUCUCGAAGUCGGCGACCGUGUAGCCAUCGAGCCCGGCGUUCCCUGCGGCCACUGCUUCCUCUGCACCGGCGGACGUCCCAACCUGUGCCAGGACGUCGCCUUUGCUGGCGUCUACCCUUACCACGGUACCAUCCAGCGAUACAAGGUCCAUCCCGCCAAGUUUGCCCACCGUCUACCCGACAAUGUCACCUUUGACUCUGCUGCCCUCCUCGAGCCUCUGUCUGUCGCCAUGCACGCCCUGCGCAUCACCCCGAUCACCAUGGGCACACCCGUCGCCGUCUUCGGUGCCGGCCCAAUCGGCCUGCUCACCAUGGCUGUCGCCCGCGCCUCUGGCGCCUACCCAAUCGUCAUCUCCGACAUUGACGAGAACCGCCUCGCCUUCGCCAAGGCAUUUGAGCCCAACUGCCGCACCUACAAGGUCGACCCCGCCGACUCCCCCGAGCAGUCAGCCGCCAAGGUCCGCGACCUGUUUGAGAGGAAGGGGUGGGAAUCUUCCGCCGGGCGCACCGAGUACGACAUGCCCAACGUCGUGCUGGAGUGCACCGGCAUCGAGUCGUCCAUCGCCACGGCCGCCUUCACCGUGCGCCGCGGUGGCUCCAUCAACGUCGUCGGCGUGUCCUCGCGCCCGUCCAUCAACAACAUCCCCUUCAUGCACAUGUCCCUCGCCGAGAUCCAGCUGCGCUUUAUUAAUCGCUACCACGACACCUGGCCCGCCGCCCUCCGCGCCCUCGAGGGUGGCCUGAUUGAUCCCACGAAGGUCGACGGCCUGGUGACCCACCGCUUCAAGCUUGAGGAUGCUAUCGAUGCCAUGAAUCUGGUUGCUGGCAUCACCAAGCCCGCACCUGGGGAAAGGGUCGUCAAGGUCCAGAUUGUGGACGAGUUCGAGGUCGAGAUCCCCUAG
This is a messenger RNA of Clonostachys rhizophaga, 1188 nucleotides long. The record is from the annotation of a GenBank genome assembly. Lineage: Eukaryota; Fungi; Ascomycota; Sordariomycetes; Hypocreales; Bionectriaceae.